Entelurus aequoreus (snake pipefish) is the source of this 1698-nucleotide messenger RNA. RefSeq lists its product as uncharacterized. Lineage: Eukaryota; Metazoa; Chordata; Actinopteri; Syngnathiformes; Syngnathidae. The transcript is spliced from 2 exons. The coding region runs from base 169 to 1167 and encodes 332 amino acids. The record is from RefSeq and is a predicted model, not a curated record.
UCUGAUCUGACCGGCUGGCCUGCGCUACCAUCUUCAGCCAGGCAUACUGCGUCAUCAACUCCACUGCCACGUAGGACACAGCAGCGGACAGCUGAGAAGAGGAGAACUACCAAUAAACCUCCCCAGCAAGCAAGUGUCCAACUAAAGAACAGGUUUGCCCCACUGUUGAUGGACAAUGGAUCCCCCUCUGAUUGCCUGAAUAACCCACCAUCACCACGCAGAAGGGAUAUGGUAUCUGACAUGGAAAAAAGAAUCCUGGAAAUUGUCGCUGCACACCCAAAUGUGAAAAAUAUCAUCCUGCACAUUGGUUUUAAUGACAUUGUAAAACAACAAUCAAGAGAGCUGAAAGAGCACUUCAAUAAACUCUUUGAAACAGUCAGCGCUGUGAAUGCUGACGUUUUUAUCAGUGGUCCUCUACCCCCAAUCAGGAGAGGAGCUGAGAGAUUCAGUAGACUUUACUCGCUGAAUGAGUGGCUAUCAAGUGCACUUCUUGCUCGUUCAAUGCAUUUUAUUGACAAUUUUAGCUUUUUCUGGGACCGCAGGCAUCUUUUUAAGGCAGACGGACUUUGCCUAAAUAAGAUGGGAGUAAAGCUAUUCAUGAACAACAUGUUUCACUUCCUGCAUCUUGCAUCUAUCAUCACUGCCAAGGACAAGAGACAAGAGGAGCCACCGAGGAAGGAAGACACAACACAGCCUAUCAGGAACGUCGAAGGAGGACCGCCACUGCAAAAGGAGAACGUCGACCAUGAGAUACACCAGAGCAAAGAGGAGAGGUGUAUAUCCUCCUCUACCGCCCCUCCCUCCAUUCUGAAUGCAUGUGAAGAUCCCUCCCCCACAUCCCCCAAGCCAUCCACGUCUCCAUCUUUCUCCCUCCCUCAAGUAGACCUUUCUCCCCCCUUCUCCCCCUUGGAGUUCCGGGAGCUACCCCCACUCACGCCCCACCCUACUCAGAUUUUUACCCCCCUAGAUCAUCGCUCACCUCCACCACCCCCUCCACGAAGGCGUGCUCCACAACCCCCCAGCCAUACUUCACCUUUCUCACGCCAACCCCUUACACGCCCUCAACGUCCACCUUCAGUAGUUCGUCCCAGCUCUGACGCUGCUCACUCCCCCUCCCCCUUACGGCAAACCCCGCCUCGCCCUGACAGCAGUCCUGAAUAUUUCUGAUACAGAAAAGGGUUCAGCAGUAGACCACAUUAUCAGCUGGGCCCAAGGUUGCCUACAUCAAAUCAUGGCACCUUCUACAUCCCUGUUGUGACUACCAAGAGAGUAAACAUUGGGAAACUUAGCCACCCUGCUAACCUAAACAAUCUCAUUCCUAUUAUCUCCAAAUCAAAGCCAACAUCGAAGCCUGUCAAUAACACCAUCAGGAUGGGUCUGCUCAAUGUCAGGUCUCUGAAUAGCAAAUCAUUUUUAGUCAAUGAUUUUAUUAGCACUUCUAAACUUGACUUUAUGUUUUUAACUGAAACAUGGCUGGAACAAAAUAACAGUGCAAGCAUUCUGAUCGAGACAGCACCCCCCAACUAUAACUUCAUUGAUAUAUGUAGAUCGGGGAAAAGAGGUGGAGGGGUUGCUGCUAUAUUUAAAAACAUGUUUCAGGGGAAACAGAUGUCACUCGGUGAGUUUACAUCAUUUGAAUACCUGUGUGCUGUGUUGAAAUGCUCUCCCAAAAUUCUCUUGUUAAUUAUCUACAGGCCA